AUGAACAUCUUUUGGAUGUAAAUCAACUUAGAAGAAUCAUUAAUGAAUUUAAAAAAAGAUUUAUUUGAUUGUGAAAGUCCAAUGAAGAUAUUAGAUAAUUUAAUAAUUAUAUCAUAAAAGUUAAUAUUAAAGUUCAAAUAAAAUCUUAAUAAUACAUAGUCUGAAAUUAAGAAACAAUACUAAAGUUUUAUAAUAAGUUAGAAGGUACAUAUUUGUAAAGCCUAAAUUAAGUAAUAAUUGAUUUAUAACAAUAAACAUUAUAACUUUUUUAAUCAAUUUAUAAUAAGGAAUAAAUUAUUUUUGAUGAAGAAUUUUUGUCAAAACUUCCAAAAUAACCUAAAAUAUCUUAAAUCCCUGUCAUGAUAUAAAUACUUAGCUUUAAUACACUUAGUAUAGAUGAUUAGGAAAUAAAGCAGUAGGAUGAAAAACCUGAUAUAUUAUAAAAUAUUAUUAUAGAAUUAAAAAAGGGCAAUAGAGUUAAUUAAGAAAAAGGAAUACUUGAUAUAUUUGAAAAUUCAUCUUAUAAAGUGAGGGAAUUACUUGUAUUUAAUUUAAUUAAAAUGCAAUCAAUUAUCUAAGAAUAAACCAUUUAAGAGUUUUGUGAAAACUAAUUACAAUAAAUUUGGAUUAUUGAAAAGCAUCCAAGUGUUCGAAAUCUACUUAAAAAUGACGAAAUGAUUAUGAUGCAAAAAAAGUUAUUUUCUAAAGAUUUACAAAAUUUCUCAAUUAGAUUAAAAGUAGAAAUGCAAACAAGAUUAAAAUAAAUAGAGGAACUUGAAACUUAGGUGCUUCUUAGUGAUAAUUAAGAGGAAAUGAAAAUAUAAUUAUAACAAGCUUAUGAUAAUUUUGAAAUAUAUUUGGAUAAUAUAACAGAUAUGUCAUAAAGAUUAGAUAUUAGUUUAAUUUUUUUAAGAGAAAUCAGCAAAGAUUUGAAAAAUAUUAAAUCUUCCAUAGAUUAAGUACUAAUUAGUAUAAAAGGUGUUGAAGAUGAUAUAAGAAGAUUAAGAGGGAAGAAUUUCUUGGAAUUAUUAAACAUGCGAAAAUAAAAAGUUUUAAAAUAAAAGCAUGAAAAUGAGUUAGAUUAAGUUCAUAUAUAGGUUAAAACUCAAGAUUAUGAUCCUAUCUCUGGAAAUAGAAAAACAAAUAGUCAAGGGGAAUUUAUUACAUUCUUAAUUAAAGAUUAAUAUGAUAAUUAUGAUGGAGAAGUGAAUGAAUUUUUAUGGAGUGAUUAAGAAAAGUAAAAAGAUGUAAUGUUAAUUAAAGGAAAAGCAGGCUCAGGAAAAAGUAGAGCAUCUCGUAAUAUUGAAGAAUUUAUAUGGAUUUGUGAUACGAUUUCCCCGAAUUGGAUUCCAAUUUAUGUAUCACUUCCUUCGUUAAAAGAUCCUCAUCACAAUUUAAUUGAUUAAGCUCUUGAAUCUGAAAAUUAUAACUUUGAUAAUAUUUAAAUAAGAGAAUUUAAAGAUGCUGUCAUAAAUGGAAAACUUAAGAUAGUGAUUAUACUUGAAAGCUAUGAUGAGAUGAAAUUUGAUUGUAUUGGAACUAAUCUCUAUCAAACUAAUAGACUAGCUUAAGAUCUUAAUCUCUAAGCAUCAGGAUAAACAGUAAAAGUGAUUAUUACUACAAGAGAAGAAAUUUUGAAUUCUAUUGGAUAUUAAACGUGGUUUUAUGGUUAGAAUAUAGAUACCCUUAAAGAAAUUGAAAUAUUGCCUUUUNGUUUAGUAAGAUAAAAAAUAUUAUUUAAUAAGAAAUUAUCAAAUUAUUUGAUGAACAUCUUUUGGAUGUAAAUCAACUUAGAAGAAUCAUUAAUGAAUUUAAAAAAAGAUUUAUUUGAUUGUGAAAGUCCAAUGAAGAUAUUAGAUAAUUUAAUAAUUAUAUCAUAAAAGUUAAUAUUAAAGUUCAAAUAAAAUCUUAAUAAUACAUAGUCUGAAAUUAAGAAACAAUACUAAAGUUUUAUAAUAAGUUAGAAGGUACAUAUUUGUAAAGCCUAAAUUAAGUAAUAAUUGAUUUAUAACAAUAAACAUUAUAACUUUUAGCCUUUUUAUAUUAAGAAAUAAAUUAAGUUUGAAGAAGAAUUUUUGUCAAAACUUCAAAAUUAACCAACAAUAUUUUAAAUUUCUGACAUGAUAUAAAUACUUAGCUUUAAUACACUUAGUAUUAAUAAUUAGGAAAUAAAGGGGAUGGAAAACCUGAUGUAUUAUAAAUAUUAUUAUAGAAUUAAAAAAGGGCAAUAGAGUUAAUUAAGAAAAAGGAAUACUAGAUAUAGUGAUUGA
Messenger RNA from Paramecium primaurelia, 2270 nucleotides. NCBI's taxonomy places the organism in Eukaryota, Ciliophora, Oligohymenophorea, Peniculida, Parameciidae. The record is from the annotation of a GenBank genome assembly.